Messenger RNA from Caretta caretta (loggerhead turtle), 1681 nucleotides. It is a transcript of the gene BCAS4, whose product is annotated as breast carcinoma amplified sequence 4. Gene Ontology annotation, cellular component: BLOC-1 complex. NCBI's taxonomy places the organism in Eukaryota, Metazoa, Chordata, Testudines, Cheloniidae. The record is from RefSeq and is a predicted model, not a curated record.
CCCGGGGCUGCAGCAGGAGGGCGGCGGCAAAACACCACACCACCCUCUGUGCCGGAGGCUGCCGCGUGGGCGGCCCCCCUCAGCCACGCGCGGCUGCACGGAACGAGCUGCCCCGCCACGGGAGAGGGGCGGGCGUCGGCUGCGGCUGCUGCCGCCAGGGCUGCCCUAGGAGCAGAGCCGCGGCCCAGCCGGGGGGUCCCCACCGAGCCCCCGCGCGGGGCGGGAAGCGCCCCCCAGCGGCCGGCAAGGCGGGAGGGCGGCGCGUUCGCGUUCGCCGGGGCCCAGCUCCAGGCCUGAGGGCAGUCGGCCUCCUGCCCCGGCCACCGUUCCCGCUUCGCCCCGCUAGGUGGCGUCCCGAGCUCGGUUGCCGGGCGCCAGAGCGGCCGCAGCGGGAGGCUGCCCCGUUAGCUCGGCUGUAGCUGCCGGGCGCAUCCGGGCAGCCAGGCUGGGGGAAGCGCUCGGGCGGCGCUCGCUGUGCAGCCGCCGGGCCUGGGCCGGGAGGAGCCGGGGCUGCCAUGAGCGCAGGCGGGGGCCGGGAGGAGGGAGCCGCCGCGAUGCUGCAGCUGCUCCGCGAGCAACCGGAGCCCCAGGCGGAGGAGAGCGGGGCUCAGCGCUUCGCCCUCUGCCUGCCCCCUGGGGAGGAGGAGGUAAAAGAAGUGGAAGAAACCAUAGAAGAAAUGUUAAUACGGCUGGAUGAGUUCUGUGGCAUGACUGAUGUGGCAUUUGUUAAAAUGGUUGGACGCCAUGUCUCUUUUCUAGAAGAACAAGUGCUUCAAGCCGAGGGGAACCACAACACUGUGUCUCACGCUGUUCGCAAACUACUUCAGUCUGCAGCUAUACCUUCUUUUAAAAAUGUGGGGAAACUGAGGCACGGGAAUGUGACUUGUCUACAUUCACACAGUAAUUCAGUGGCAGAGCUAAGCACACUCCCUCAGCACAGCAUACAUAUGACCUGCCUAAACUCUACAGAACUGAAGAUUAUUUUCCUACGAACUACGUAGGUACAAAGUAUCAAAGCCACUAGUAGCUGACUUCAUCUUAUAAGCAGCUUUUUGGGGAGAUGUUGCUUGAAAUUUUUUCAUGAUUCAUGCUUUGUCCUGACGAAUAAAAUCUCGAGAAUUCUGCUAAGAGCUAAAUGUAUAGCAGUGAUGGGGUAAGAGUAGCCUCUGGAUUUAUUAUAUAUACACUUAGCUCCCUUAUUUUAAGGGGAGCCUAAACGGUAUGCAUGGGGAAGAAAUGUAAAUAUAGUUCAGAAUAGAUUUGUUCAUAAUGGUUUUAAGCAUGGAGGUGUUUAUGCUAUUGCUGAAAAAAAUAUAUAAAAACUCAUUUUGUUUGCAGUGACAUUUUAGAAACCAAUUUGUUUACAUAUUUGAACAUAAGGUUGCAGAUUGCGGUGUGGAUAGCAUAUUAAAACUAUUUCAUGUUAUGUGAUUUUCCUUCCACGUUUGAUAUAAUUGUUAAUUAUAGAUAUUAACCACAGUUUUUAGGUGAUAUUUCGUAUCAAUAGCCUCCCACUGUUUUGAAUUUACAAGAUAAAUCUCAAACCUCUAAAAUCAAUGUGGUACAAUUUUGGAAAUUCAGUAAGUUACACAUGGCUGAGACUUUCAUUGAAAAUAGGAUCAGCUUCAAAAGCUGUUGUGUAAUGUAACUUGAAUGGUGUAAAUAAAUUUCUGCAAAGCUA